Penicillium taxi is the source of this 981-nucleotide messenger RNA. Its product is annotated as isopenicillin N synthase family dioxygenase. The coding region runs from base 1 to 981 and encodes 326 amino acids. Gene Ontology annotation, molecular function: dioxygenase activity. NCBI's taxonomy places the organism in Eukaryota, Fungi, Ascomycota, Eurotiomycetes, Eurotiales, Aspergillaceae. The record is from RefSeq and is a predicted model, not a curated record. The transcript has a single exon.
AUGUCUCAAACCAGAUAUGUGGACAGGCCGAUUCCUCAAAUCUCCCUAGCCGACUUCGAAAACCGAAUCGAAGAACUGACCGCAGAGCUAAUUGACGCUGCGGAAAAUGUGGGAUUCUUCACAUUAGUCAAUCACGGUAUCACGAAAGAAGACGUUGAUGCGAUAUUUGCGACGUCAAAAUCCUUCUUCGACCUACCUGACGAAGCCAAAGCGACUGUUCCCUGGAACGCGAACAACGUCGGCUGGGAGAAGAACUCUCAGAUCCGUCCAUCAACCGGAAAACCCGACAGCAAAGAGUCAUACCAAAUGCAGUUCGGUGAAAACAUGAAAGACCUAUGGGUUUCUGAAAAGCAUCUUCCCGGGUUUCAAACUACAUCCCUUGAAUUCAUGAAGCGAGUGCAAAGUAUAUCGGAAUGUCUCAUGCGAUGCUUUGCACGCGGACUUGGAUUCCCAGAGGAUUUCUUCGUUCAAUGCCAUGAUGUAUCACGACCAGACUCGCAGACCACCAUGCGACUACUUCAUUACUUUGCGCUGCCAGAGGAAGCAGAUGGAAAUGUGUAUCAUCGCGCUGGGGCACAUGCUGACUGGGAUUUCCUGACUUUACUGUUUCAGAAGGAAGGACAGAGCGGGCUGGAGAUCUGUCCGGGGCGCGAGUCGGUCACGGAGUUUGGUAUUGGGGACCAGUGGACUAAGGUGGAAGCAAAGACUGGGGAGAUCGUUUGCAAUAUUGGGGACUUACUCAUGUCUUGGUCGGAUGAUCGGUUCAAGUCGACAUUUCAUCGCGUGAAGGCGCCGUGUGAGGCUGGGGAUUAUUAUGGGGACCGGUACAGCAUUGCAUUUUUCAAUCAGCCUUGCAAGGAUUCUUUGAUUCAGGGACCGUUGAAGAAGUAUCCCAUGGUUACUGGGGCUCAAUUUAAUGAGAAUGCCAUGAAGAGAAAUUUUGCUGCGCUGCAGGUAAAGUUGCAGGCUGUUGAGGCAUAA